GUGCGGCGCAGUGAAAUAUGCCUUGGUGUAAGCAAGGAACUACAGACAAGCUUGUACGAGAGUUUUUACGCACAGGGACCGCUGCAAGGGUUUUGCCAGAGAUCCAGGCUUAAUGCAAACACAGCUGUCAAGGAACAAGAUGAUGAAGAACUGGGGCGUGAUUGGUGGAAUCGCUGCUGCCAUGGCUGCUGGGGUCUAUGUACUAUGGGGGCCAAUUUCAGACAGGAAGAAGAAGAGAAAAGGUAUGGUUCCUGGUCUGCUUAAUCUGGGGAACACGUGUUUUAUGAACUCACUUCUCCAGGGCCUGGCAGCGUGUCCUUCCUUCAUCCGAUGGCUUGAAGACUUCACAAGUGAAAACAGAGUUCAUCCGGAGAGAACGGAGAGAGAAACUCAGCUGUCCAGAUCUCUGAUGCAGUUACUUAAAGCCCUGUCGAGUCAUGAUCCAGGAGAAGAUGAUGUUUUAGAUGCCGGAGGCCUUUUAGAAGCACUCAGACUUUACAGAUGGCACAUCACCUCAUUCGAGGAACAGGAUGCUCAUGAGCUCUUUCAUGUUCUCACAUCAUCAUUAGAGGAGGAACAGGAACGCCAACCCAGAGUUGCUCAUCUCUUCGACAUGCAAACACUGGAGAAAUCUGUGGAGUCCAAAGAGAAAAACAUUAGUUGUCGGAGUGGAGGCCCACUGCAUCCUAUUCCUAGUUUAUGGAGAACUAGGCAUCCUUUUCAUGGGCGGUUAACAAGUUACAUGGCUUGCAAGCGAUGUGAACAACAGAGUCCUGUGCAUUAUGACUCUUUCGACAGCUUAUCUCUUUCGAUCCCUUCAAUACAGUGGGGUCGACCUGUUACUUUGGACCAGUGUUUACAGCAUUUCAUCUCCUCUGAAACCAUCAAAGAAGUGGAAUGUGAAAACUGUACCAAGGUAUACUUUACCAGCAUAUCAAGACAGGAUCAUAAAGGAAGCAGCCUGUUUACAAAAAAGCAGCAGGCUGGCGAGCUUGUAAAUGGAGAAGUGCUUGAGAGUCAGAGGACGACAUUUGUCAAGCAGUUGAAACUUGGAAAGUUGCCUCAGUGCCUCUGCAUCCAUUUGCAAAGACUGACGUGGUCUAAAGAGGGCAGUCCCAUAAAGAGACAAGAGCAUGUUCAGUUUACAGAAUAUUUGUCUCUGGAUCGAUACAAACACUGUAGUGCUGCUCAGAGCCUGCAGAAGACCAGCAGAACAAAUAAGGCUGUAUCUGCCAAAGCUUCCGGAGACCCAAAGGACAAAGCCAUUGCAAAUGGUGUUGAUUCAGAGCACUGUAAUAACAACAAGCCGCUGUCCAAUGGAAGUUUUCCCUCUAUCUUUCUGCACUCACCUGGACUGAGCUCACAACUCAACCUCACAUACGACUACAGCACCUCGGAGUACCUCUUCCGCUUAACGGCGGUGCUGGUUCAUCAUGGAGACAUGCAUUCAGGACAUUUUAUCACUUACCGCCGCUGUCCUGCCGCUGCACGUGCGACAUCACCUUUCAGCUUGCAGUGGCUUUGGGUGUCUGAUGACUCCGUGAGGAAGGCCAGUCUUCAGGAGGUGCUCUCCUCCAGUGCAUAUCUGCUCUUUUAUGAGCGAAUGCAGAGACCCGGCCUGAGGGUAGAAGAGUAGCAUUUCAGCGGACUUAGUUAAAAGCCAGAGUGUUAUUAACCCUCCAUUCCAUGCUAUAUGCUACUUACAGCCAAGUGGAUUUGUGCAUCCCAGUGCAUGAAGUUUGGCAUGAAUAUUGUUUUUUUUCUCUCUUCAUGAGAAAGAGGGAGAAAAUUGGGGUUUUCUAUGUCACAGAUACCACCUUAGAGAGAUAGCUCACCCACUUACCGUUUACUUGUUUCUUUUCUGUUGAACGCAAAAGAAGAUACUUUGAAGAAUGUUGGAAACUGGUAGUCGUUAACUUUUGUAUAUUAAAUGUCAACGGCUACCAACUUUUUCUUUUGUGUUCAACAGAAGAAAGAAACUCAAUAGGUUGGAGCAACAUGAAGGGGAGUCAUUUUCACUUUUUGGGUGAACUACCCCUUUUAUUUUGCUCUGUGUUUAUGGCAGUUGUUGUUUUAGUCAUUAUCUGAGAGUGUGAGCGAUGCUAGACAAGAUUACUGAUAUGGGAUUCACAAAGAUCUGAAGUUGGUUUCUGUCUGGAACACAUCAGAUUUCAUGAUAAUGUUGCAAAAUGACCCAUAAUUGUUGCCUUGCCCAUUAAGCUAAUGAUUUGUUAGACAAAAGUACAUUUUACAUGCGUCUCAUGCUGUUUUUUAUAUAAUUAAUGAUGUGUCUGAUAAAUAACUAUUGUUAAUGUGUUUAUGCAAUUCGCAUAUAAAGGUUUUUUGUAACAUGUAGACGCCACUAAGUUGUUUUUGUUUCACAUUUUGCAGUUAAUUAGAGGAGAACACAAAAUUAUGGGAUACAGCCACAUCAGGCGUUUUGCGUCUACACGUAGUACGGUUUUCCUAUAAAUCCUUAUUUUUGUUUUGUUGUAUGAUCGACAUAUCCUUCAUAAUUUUAACAUAAGUAAACACUUAUAGCCAAGAACUGGAAAUUAUAACCCAAAUUCCAGCUCUUUAUUCACCAAACGGAUUUUCUUCUAAAACAAGCAUUUCAAUAUACAUCCAUAUCCAGUGUUACUCUGUAAAUUCCUUGUUAAAUGUUGAUUGUACAUGAUGCAGUUUGCACAAUUGUAUAUUUUUAUGAUACUAGUGUGUAUGAUUGUGUGGGUGAGUUUUUUUCCACAUGUAAAUUAAUUUAAAUUAAAUAAAU
Danio aesculapii is the source of this 2773-nucleotide messenger RNA. RefSeq names its product ubiquitin specific peptidase 30 (gene usp30). Gene Ontology annotation, biological process: protein deubiquitination. The record is from RefSeq and is a predicted model, not a curated record. Gene Ontology annotation, molecular function: cysteine-type deubiquitinase activity; cysteine-type endopeptidase activity. Gene Ontology annotation, cellular component: nucleus; cytosol. The coding region runs from base 113 to 1636 and encodes 507 amino acids. The transcript is spliced from 15 exons. NCBI's taxonomy places the organism in Eukaryota, Metazoa, Chordata, Actinopteri, Cypriniformes, Danionidae.